Molecule: messenger RNA, 1693 nt
Organism: Cuscuta epithymum
Lineage: Eukaryota; Viridiplantae; Streptophyta; Magnoliopsida; Solanales; Convolvulaceae
Source: the annotation of a GenBank genome assembly
CCGAGUUCUAGAACGGUUAGGCAGUUUCCAGCAGUUUCCCAAAAACUGCUGCGGUUAUUCUUAAUCGUGUUACAACUGCCUAGGACGAUCAAUAUGGAUAUAUAUCACCAUAUUUCGUACAGAGGAUAGAGAGGAUCAAUAUCCAACAUAUCUUCAUCACUUUGGCAUUCAAAUUAAAGAUAACAAUCCAUAUACUCGACUAGUUUGGCUCUAGUUCUUGUGCCUAAGUUCUAGAGUGUCCUUAAGGAUUAUCCUAGAUUGAAUUUCUUGUAACCCAGGCAUAGGGGAGAAAUAUCAAUUCGGAAAGUGAACUUACACGAUCCUUAAGAUAUCCAAGUACUCAAUUAUCACCCCCUACGUGAUAUACCCCAACAAUCGAAUUGAUAUUUCUUUUGUGAUAAUCAUGAGUACCGUGGAAGAGAUGACAUCCAAGUUCAACAAAUUGGACAAGUUUCAAGGGAACGAUUUCCGUAGAUGGCAGAAGAAGAUGCACUUUCUUCUCACCACGUUGAAGGUUGUGUACGUGUUGAGCACUCCCAUGCCGGAGGUGAUGGAAGAUGAAACCUUGGAACAAACUAGGAGGCGCAACAAGUGGGAGAACGAUGACUACAUAUGUAGAGGCCACAUCCUUAACGGUAUGUCCGAUGCGUUAUUUGAUAUUUACCAAAACGUUGAGAGUGCGAAGGAAUUGUGGAAUUCUCUUGAGUCAAAAUACAUCGCCGAGGAUGCUUCUAGUAAGAAGUUCUUGGUGAGUGAUUUUAAUAAUUAUAAAAUGGUUGACUCAAGGCCGGUUAUGGAACAAUACAAUGAACUCCUUCGUGUUCUUGGUCAAUUUAAACUCCACAAGAUAGGUGUUGAUGAGUCCUAUGCCGUGUCGAGUAUAAUUGACAAACUUCCACCCUCUUGGAAGGAUUUUAAACGAUCUUUAAAACAUCAAGAUGAGGAACUGUCCUUGGUUCAACUUGGGAGUCACUUGCGCAUUGAGGAGAAUCUUCGUGUGCAAGAGAAUGACCAAAUUAUGGGUGAAGUUGAAUCUAGAAUGGCUCAUGUUCACUUGGUUGAGGAUAAUAAAUCUAACCCGAAAGAUAAGGGGAAAGGCAAAAAGCGCAAGUAUGAAGACCAUGACAAACCCAACAAGAAACCGAAAGGUUUGGUUUGUUGGAGGUGUCAAAAGGUUGGACAUGUCAAGCGUGAUUGCCGUGUGAAACUGAACAAGAAUGGCGCUGGAACGAGUGGCAGUGGACAGGAACGGUCUAAGGACCUGGUUCCACGGAAAGGAGGUCAGUUCCUGACUAACUUUGAUAAUUCUGUCCAGAAUUAUGUAUCACUCAUUCCAGAAUCUUUUUAUGUACAGGAUGAUGACUGUGCAUGGUGGAUUGACUCGGGGGCUACGAGCCAUGUGUGUAAGGAUAAAGGAUGGUUUGAAGACCUAGAACCAGUGGAGGUCGGUUCCUUAUUACGCAUGGGAGACGAGUCAAUGGUGCCUAUCUUGGGAAAGGGUGUAGUUGUUUUAGAAUUUACUUCUGGGAAAACAAUUACGUUGUUUGAUGUUUUGUAUGUACCGAAGGUUCGAAAGAAUCUUGUUUCGGGAAGUAUGUUGAAUAAUUUAGGGUUCAAACAAGUGAUUGAAUCCGAUAAAUAUAUUCUGUCCAAGGGUGGUGUGUUUGUUGGUUUUGGAUAUUUAUCAAAUCGC